UGCAAACAAAUUGGGAUUAGGAUUCACAGUCUACCCGCUAAAAUUGUAACAACAAAAUUGAAAAAUUGUAGCCAAAAAUACCCGAAAAAUCAUGGUUUUGGUGUAUGAUUUCAUUCGAUCGACGGCCCUAGUCCUUUGCAUAGGCUACACAUCCCAACAGAACAGGAAAACAUGGAUGUGGGGCGACUCAAUCCUGUGGAGCGCUUACUGUGCUGGACUGUUUGCUUUUCCUGGAAUGUUGCUACCAGAGAAUGAUUCUGCAUUUUUGGCGUAUGCUGUGCGGGUGUUUGCCUCCCUUUUACUGGGGAUUGCAGCCAUGUCAUACCUUAGCAGGUCAACAAGAGACGAGAAUGUCAUCGGGACAACUUUGUGGGCAAGACUGCUGGGCAGCAUGUUUGUCAUGGUGAUGUUCACAUACUUCUACUUCCAAACCCCUGACAAGUUCUCAGAGAAGACUCUGUACUUUGACUUUGAAGCAUUCGGUCUGCUGUUCCUGUCGUCUGUGUACCAGUUCUGGCGAGCUGGGUACCGUAUUGGGGGACGGGAACAAAAGGGCAAUGUCAGCACUGUCCUCCGAAUCCUCUUCCUCAUCUGCUUUACUUCUGGCAUCCUCAACCUCACCUUCCCAAACUGGGUCAUCCCCUUGAAGAAACUGGAUGUUUUGGAAGGCAUGAUGGUUCGUUGCUGCGGGGUCCUCUUACUGUCAUGGGCAUUUAUCUCGCUGUACGCCACCAGCUUCCGCUAUGAUGAUGACCGCAGCAAUUUCUUUGUCUCUGCGAUGAUUAGCUGUGGCCUGAUGCUGGCAAGUCUGAACAUCGCAUACUUCUGGGACGGCGUAUUCGACUCCCAACAGGCCCUGUUCAUGCACAUUGGCUGCAUCCCCACGUUCGUUGUCUUGGUGGGCCUCUUGCUGCUCUGGAGACAGAGUCCUGGCACCCAGACUAACUACAAUCUCCGGUCCAAGUCAGAGUGAUCUCCUCCCCGUGUUAGGGGGUCCAAGUCAGAGUGAUCUCCUCCCCGUGUUAGGGAUAUGGUCUGUGCUACCAUGACUUAUAUGAAGUUUUAUACUAAGAAUAUUUUCCUUUUCCCACAGUGUUUAAGCUAAUCAAAUUGAAUGUUAAAGAUCACUCACUGUGAACUAAAUUAAUGUUGACAUGCAUAAUUGUUUUUGUACCUGGUGCAUUCAUUUACAAAGAGAUUUUCCUAUUAGAGAUUGUGUACCCAAGGUAACCAUGUAGACAGCAAUUUGAUACUUACUUAUAAUUUGUGCAUGCAGUUUGAUUAUAGUAAACAAUUUUGUUAUUGGUGUUUUUUAAUUGCCAAAAUCAAGUCUGAAGUAUACAUGUAAUUCAAGAUUAUCUAACGCAAUGCAUGUAAUUAUACAAGCUCAUUAAUUUGUUCAUUUUUCAAAGAGAAAACAUUCAGGUAUUGGCUUAGCCUAGGUGAUAAUGUUGUCACUGUGUGAAAACAUUAACCGUAGUCAUAAUUUGGUACACGUAGUCAUAAUUUGGUACACGUAGUCAUAAUUUGGUACACGAGUUCACAGUUGCGAGAAAAAAUACCCACAUGUGCAUCAAGGCUUAUAACUCUUGCUGUUAAAAUAAGUGAGUUAUUCCCCUUGUUCGACAGACAACAGCGGAUAAGCCUUGGUGUUCGCUCAGUGGCUCUCUUGGUUUAUUUUUUGUCAUUACCACAUUUGUAUGAUAGUAUCAAUACUUGAAUGAUUGCAAUGCAAAUACCAUUUUAUUGUAUAGUACUUAUAGUAUGCUAUCAAGUGUCAGACGUGAAUUAUUAAUUUCUAUGCGUUCUCAUAAGAAAAUGGCAGCAAUAUUUACAUAAAGGCAGCAUUUACUCAGCACAGUGUACACCCAUAUAUUUCCAUUGUGUUUUAAACAUCUCUAUGUUUUUAUCUAUUCUUCUAAUGGAAUAUAUUUGACCAUAGAUUUUUAGAUUAUUGUAAAUCAUUGCUUAUUUUAUAUGGUUCAUAUGACUCAGCCAUAGGACUGUCUUUAGUUGAUACAUUUUAUUGAAUUAGUUGAAGAGAAUACUAUUGCUUGUAUAAAGUUGUCCAUGCCAUUUUAAUGAGUGCAAAACCAGGAUUUACUGUUAUUAAGCUGAAAUUGUGUAAUAAAAUAUUGAAACAUUCAA
Molecule: messenger RNA, 2148 nt
Organism: Mya arenaria
Lineage: Eukaryota; Metazoa; Mollusca; Bivalvia; Myida; Myidae
Exons: 6
Coding region: 92-973 (293 amino acids)
Source: RefSeq, a predicted model, not a curated record